GUUUUGGCCUAACCGAUUUUCAAUCAAUUAGUCGGUUAUAAUACGACGAAUAGGAAUUAUAAAUCAGUGUGAUUACCAGUUUGAGAAGAUUAUACGCAUAUAUCAAAAUAUGGAAUUAUCAAAGACAGAUUUUGUUUUUUUCUUUACAGUGUUAUUGACCACGUUCCUUUGUGCAAAUGGUCAGACAUGGUCGGGUUAUCGGACGGCCUAUGAAACAAUAUACAAUCACUACUACAACAAUGGAACAAGUCUAACAGACAUUAUUCCAAUCAACAAUCAAAGUAACCCGUUAGCGGUCCAGAUGGGAAUGACAUUGAACUCUUUGAACGGAUUUGACGCUGUGCUCGGCCAGAUCGACAUAAGCGGAAGUAUGAAACUUAAAUGGACAGACGAGGUCAUUUUUACAACUUACUCUCUCAGCGUCAAUCAAGUAGACGCAGUUCUUAUAGACUACGAUAAAGCCUGGUCCCCGUCAUUAGUGCUAGUCAACGCAGUUGAUACUGUAAAAAACAUAGGAGAUACUACAUACAAGUUACUGUAUAACCCUACGGAUGGAACAGUGUCGUGGGAACCAAGGGUUCUCCUUCGUGGUUCGUGUACCCCCGACGUGACGUAUUACCCGUUUGACAGACAAGUGUGCGAUUUCACGUACACGGCAUGGGGUUACAUGUCAGAAGAGAUCCGACUACAAAUAAUGACAAAUGAAUGGGAUCUGAGUGCCUACGAAGAAAAUGGAAUCUGGACAGUGAUUACCACUACGUCCGAAAUCUUCCAAGAUGGCGGAUCAGAUUAUAUAAAAUUUCAGAUAACGAUUCAACGACAGCCCCUCUAUUUCACAUUCAACGUUGCACUUCCCAUUCUGUUACUGGGACUAUUGAAUGGCUUCGUGUUUCUACUGCCAGCUGAAAGCGGGGAACGAGUAGGAUUUUGCAUCACGUGUUUCUUGGCGUUCGUUGUAUUGAUGCAGACGACAAUGCAGUUUCUACCACAGAUCGCUAGUCCCAUGUCCCUGCUGUGUGUGUACGUCUUUCUGAUGAUGUGUUUCAGCGUCUUCAUCAACAUAGUUACAGUAUUGAUGUUGCGAGUGUAUCACAAACCAGAAAAAGAGAAGGUACCAAAAUGGAUGCAGACGAUAACUCGAGUCAUCAAAUGCCAGAUAUGUAGAUGUAAGGACCGGGACAAACCCUUCGAAGAAGUGGACUGGCCCAGUGUUGCUCGUCUGCUCGAUACCUUUUUCUUCAUCGCAUUCAUUGCUGCCCAGUCUGCGCUGACUUUCUUCUUCCUGUUGCCCCUGGGAACCAGAUACUGACCAUUUGCAACAGAUAUACCGGUAGCCAGGAUACUCAGAGGUCACAGAUGUAUUUAGACUGUUCUUGGCUAUUAAACUAUUAACUGUCUUUUUAGAAAAUCAAUUUAAUCACAUUAUCACAAAAUAUUUUUAAAUCACAAAUGAGCGUAUGAAUACAACAGUAUUACUAUUAUCUAUAACUAUAGAUAAAUCGCUGUAUAAAUCGGGAAAAUUUGUCGAUGAUGGGGGGAAAUUGUCUAAGAGAAAAACGUUGUUUUCAUUGCAAAUAUAUUGCGUUACAAUAUUUUUUUUCUUUUACAUUGACAAAAAAUCGGCAACUUCCGUCCUGUUGAGUAUAUGGCAAAGCAAAGCAUUUUCAAUGAUCCUGCAGCAAGAUGGACCUUUCAAUCGUGAAAACUUCUCUUCAGCGCCAUAUUCAACGUCAGUAGAUGAAAAAUAACACGAAUAAUAAUUACACUUUAAAUAACCAAAUUAGUGACGAUUCAUCUAAUUAGCAUUGUUCGUGUCUGAUAUCAGAUAAAACAAAAAUCAAACACUCUAGAUAUUGCGUAAGAAUAUAUCGGACUAAUUACUGAUCUGGAGAUUGCAUUGAUAACAAUGAUACAGUUUAUUCUAUUUUAAUACAGAUGAUAUAAUGAUU
Molecule: messenger RNA, 1949 nt
Organism: Mercenaria mercenaria
Lineage: Eukaryota; Metazoa; Mollusca; Bivalvia; Venerida; Veneridae
Product: neuronal acetylcholine receptor subunit alpha-3-like
Exons: 4
Coding region: 110-1309 (399 amino acids)
Biological process (GO): regulation of membrane potential; signal transduction; synaptic transmission, cholinergic
Cellular component (GO): synapse; membrane; neuron projection
Molecular function (GO): extracellular ligand-gated monoatomic ion channel activity; acetylcholine receptor activity; acetylcholine binding
Source: RefSeq, a predicted model, not a curated record